AUGACGGGCAAUGUUAGCCCAGCCGAUCGGGAGAAGGCGAAAGCAGAUGAUGACGCUGGUCACAAGCUGAUGACACAUGGCGAUUACACUGUGGGAUGGGUCUGCGCAUUGCCCAAGGAGCAAACCGCCGCGACGGCCAUGCUGGAUGAAACACAUCCUGACUUACCAAAGCCACUAAAUGACUCGAAUACGUACACUCUGGGACGCAUCGGAAAGCAUUCCGUUGUGAUAGCCUGUCUUCCCAAAGGCCAGGUUGGCACAAAUUCGGCAGCAACCGUUGCCACACAAAUGAUAAGAACCUUUCCUUCUAUUAGGAUCGGUCUGAUGGUCGGCAUAGGAGGUGGCAUUCCAUCCAAAGUCAGGCUUGGCGAUGUCGUGGUCGGCACACCUUCAGGCCAGUUUUCUGGCGUCGUUCAAUGGGACUUCGGAAAGGCUCGUGAAGGCGGCAAGUUCGAGAGGACAGGUUCACUGAACUCUACACCCGCUUCACUUGGGACAGCUUUGGCCAAGUUGGAAACAAAACAUGAUUUGGAAGGGACCAAAGUACCAGAUUACGUGGAUGAAGUCAAACGGAAAUGGCCGGAUUACGCUUCAAAGUACCUCCGUUCUGACACUUUGAUAGAUCCGUUGGACAGGAUAAAUCGCUCACACGAUACUUGCACAAGAUGGCUAGCCAUGUUGUUUUCAAUGAUCUGGGCUAGUUUGUUGGCUAUUAUUCGAUUUCUUUCUGGCUCACAGACGUUUUCUGUCAUGAAUGAUGCAACCGAGCAAGUGGAAAACUUGCCGCCUCCUGCUAGUGACAGAGAACAAAGGAGACCUGGGGAGGUACGAGUGCAUCAUGGUCUUAUUGCGUCCGGCAAUCAAGUAAUCAAAGACGCUGUCUUACGCGAUAAACUCGACAAGGAUCUUGGCGGGCAUGUUUAUUGUGUCGAAAUGGAAGCGGCUGGGCUGAUGAACAAUUUUCCGUGCGUUGUCAUUCGAGGCAUUUGUGACUACGCGGAUGCCCAAAAGAAUAAAACUUGGCAGGAAUAUGCUGCACUGGUUGCUGCGGCCUUUGCCAAGGAACUUCUGGUGAACGUACAAACAAGCGAAGUUCAUGGAGAACGAACAGUGAAGGACAUUCUCGAGCCUGCUCUAAAAGUCCUUGAUGAAGUAAGACACGAAGUUAUCAGCACGAGAGAAAAGAUUCAAAAGAACGAAGAGCUUGAAAUUCUCAAAUGGCUCACUCCAAUCGACUAUAAGCCUCAGCAUGGUGACAUUCUCCAGAAAAGACAUCCAGGAACUGGCCAAUGGUUUUUAAAAUCUAUCAGAUACAAGGAUUGGAUAGAGAAGGAGAAGGACAUAUUAUAUUGCCCCGGAAUACCAGGCGCGGGGAAGACAAUCCUCACAGCUACCACCAUUGAGGAUCUUACUUUGCGGUAUCAGGACAACCAAAAUAUUGGCAUUGCAUUCAUUUAUUGCAACUUCCGUCGCACUCAUGAACAGAAGGCAGAAGACUUGCUCGCAAGCCUCCUCAAGCAACUAUGCCAACAACGGCCGUCUCUCCCGGACAUUGUUAGAUUGCUCCAAGCCGAUACACUGAAAGCCAAUAGAACAAGGCCGACGUUGAAUGAGCUUGCAGAAACUCUUCAUUUAGUCGUCUCCAUGUAUUCUCGAGUCUUCAUUUUAAUCGAUGCACUCGAUGAAUGUCAAGUAAAAGAUGGCUGUCGCACCACAUUUCUCAACGAGAUUUCAAAACUCCAAUCAACGACUAGAACAAAUAUAUUUGCAACCUCAAGACCAAACCCAGAAGUCGAACUUAACUUCAACGGGUGUGAUUGGUGCAGGAUCAGUGCGAGUGAAGCUGACAUCCGUGCCUAUCUGAGCGAAAACAUGUGGCAAAUGUUAGGAUUUGUCCAGAAAAGACCAGAUCUGAAGGAUGCUAUUGAAGACAAUAUCGCAAUAGCAGCGCAAGGAAUGUUCCUUUUAGCCCGACUGUAUUUUGACUCACUCAAGGACAAAACAUCAGCCACGAUAAUCAAAACAUCGCUAAGAAGGCUUCGAGAAAAAAGCCAAGCGAAAGUAAAUACUGAUGAAAGACUCGAUCUAUUGGCUCAGGCAUAUGAUGAAGCUAUGGACAGAAUCCGUAUGCAGCCACCUGGCUUUCAACAGCUCGCAACAAAAGUUUUGACUUGGAUCAUCUUUGCAAGGCGGCAGCUUACCAUUUUGGAGCUUCAACAUGCCCUUGCCGUAUCUGUCGGAGAUGAAGAAUUAGACGAAGACAACAUGAGAGAUAUCAAAGAUAUUGUUUCCGUCUGCCUUGGAUUGGUAACUGUUGACGAACAAAGCGGUAUUGUUCGUUUGGUUCAUUACACUACGCAAGAAUAUUUCGAGCAAACCAAAACACGGUUGUUUCCGAAUGCAGAGAUCGAACUCGCGACUAUAUGCGUGACUUAUAUCUCAUUCCGUACUUUUGAAGCUGGUCUCUGUGAAACAAAAGCAGAACUUCGGGAUCGGUUGCUAUCAAAUCCAGUCUACAACUAUGCCGCAGAAAACUGGGACCAUCAUGCUCGAUUCGCCGCGACAUCAAUCCCGGGAAUUAAACAAUUUCUAAGCAACAAUGCUCUUUUAAAUGCCUCCAGUCAGGCAUUACUUCAUGACAGAUGGUUGAGUGACUCGCUCUUUGAUGAUACAGCUUUUACGGAUUGGAGUUCCAGUCAAGACUUGACGAUAGGAACAACCUUAAUCCACCUUGCAGCAUACUUCGGACUUAGACCAGAGGUGGCUAGCAUGCUUGAACAGAAGGCGGAGGUCGAUUCCUUGGACGUUCAUGAUCGCACACCACUUAUGAUUGCCUCUCAGAAUGGACGCGAGGCUGUUGUGAAACUUCUCCUUGACAAAGGCGCGAAAGCUGACAGGCGGGACAAGUACCAUGGGACUGCACUCGGCUAUGCCGUUGAGCGUGGGAAUGAGGAUACUGUGAAGUUGCUAUUAUCGCACGGCGUUGAUGCUGAUUCGGGCCCUCUUGAUCCCUUUGUAAGUAUAAAUGAAGAAAUAAUAUCCCUAUACCUCGCUGCCAAACACGGACACAUAGCUAUUGCGAAGCUACUUAUAGACAAAGGGGCCGAUCUUGAGCGCAGCAACUUCCUUUUUGAUACCACACCAUUAUGUGUUGCUGCUAGGGGAAACCAAGAGUCCAUGGUCGAAAUGCUUCUAAUCAGAGGUGCCAAAUUCGAGACCAAGUCAAUCAAUGGCCAAACGCUAUUAUCUUGGGCUGCUUGUCAUGGUUACGAGGGCAUCUUCAAGCUGCUUCUGGAAAAGGGCAUCAAUGUCGAGUCUAGGGACGAUAAUGGUGGGACAGCGUUAACCCGCGCUGCAGGGGAAGGGCAGUUGAUCCUCACUAAACAUCUCUUAGCGAUCGCCAAUAUCAAUGUUGACUUGGAGGAUAAUUCGGGGCGCACGCCACUAUCCUGGGCCGCUGCUGGUGGUCAUGUGGCUAUCACCAAACUUCUAUUAAAUAAUGGCGCCAAUGUUGAAUCCAAGAGUAACAAUUGCCGGACACCGUUAUCAUUUGCCGCCGAAAAUGGGCACCAGGACACAGUUGAGUUGCUGCUGGAGAUAGGCCAAGCAAAUGCCAAUUCUCGAGACAUCUUUCGCCGAACCCCACUGCAUUGGGCUUCGAGGAAUGGGCACGACAAAGUUAUUAUAGAUAUGUUAUACAGCUUAUCGAUCAAUUAA
Messenger RNA from Clonostachys byssicola, 3717 nucleotides. The record is from the annotation of a GenBank genome assembly. NCBI's taxonomy places the organism in Eukaryota, Fungi, Ascomycota, Sordariomycetes, Hypocreales, Bionectriaceae.